Messenger RNA from Besnoitia besnoiti, 1401 nucleotides. RefSeq lists its product as uncharacterized. The record is from RefSeq and is a predicted model, not a curated record. Gene Ontology annotation, biological process: endoplasmic reticulum calcium ion homeostasis. Gene Ontology annotation, molecular function: calcium ion binding. Lineage: Eukaryota; Apicomplexa; Conoidasida; Eucoccidiorida; Sarcocystidae. Gene Ontology annotation, cellular component: endoplasmic reticulum. The transcript has 11 exons. The coding region runs from base 1 to 1401 and encodes 466 amino acids.
AUGGCAGCGCCGCGUCUUCGCGCCCUCUUUGUGCUUCUCGCUCUCGUUGCGCUGUCGUCGCUGUGCCUCUCUAAAGAAGCAUUCAACUCUGCGCCGCUCGCUGCCUCCCCCGUCGUCGGAGCCUCCGCAGAGGCUGCACCUGCGAGCGGCUCAGCGAACGCCGCGAGUGAAGAUGACGACGAUGAAGAUGAGUUCAUUUAUCAGGACGCCCCCGAGCCGGCAACCGCGCCGGCGACUGCGGCCUCGACAGCGGCCGUGAGUUCGCAGCCUGCCGGCGCGGCAAAGGACUCGCCCCCGCUUGCAUUUGGGUCGUCGCCGCGCGCGUCAGUGCCUCCACCGCCCAAGUCCUACCUGCCUGAGAUCCUCUUCGCAGUCACCGUCGCUGUAGUGAUUGCCGUGGCGGUUUGGGGACGCAAAAAGAAUAUUCACGUCGCUGACGCAUGGAUCGGCUCGGUCUCGUCGCUCCUCAAGGCAAAUUUCGCCGUCGUCGGCUACGAAAACUCCUACCUCGUGAUGAAGUCCUACAACGUCUUCGAACUCUACUGCACCGGCCGCAGAAACUGCUUCUGUCUCCACGGUGUCCUCCAGUGCCUGCCGCGCCAGUGCCUGUGGCGUCACUUCUUCGUGGGGCCACUCUUCCGCUCGCAAGCGGAAGACUCUGCCAACAGCGUCACGCUGGAGCUUCUCCUUACGCCCUCCGCCGAGCCGGGCGUCGUCGCAGUCUGCAAGCGCACUGAGCAGAAGCAGCUGAUGAGCAGCAACUGGGACUUGAGAGAGUUUGCCAAGGCGCGGACGGCGGCGAGCAACCCGAAGCUGGCGCAGCUGGGUUCGAACCUCGUCGCGUUCAGCGACACGAGCGACGCGCUGGACUCCCUCGUACUGGGCAACAAAACUGCGACCAAGACGCUCGCCGCGUGCGCAGAGUUCUUCCGCUUCCUCUACUUCUCGGAUGUCUGCUCGUCGAUUCAUCCGUCGCUGGUCCCCACCGCCGCGACCUGCCCAGGCGCCUCAGCGAACACGCGAACAUUCCGCGUGCUGCGCAUGAGCUUCUUCCUCCCUCCUAACGACCGCAUGGAAGAAGUCGAGCCGCUUCUCCGUCUCGCGCUCUUCCUCGCUGACCAAGCUCGCCACCUCGGUUUGAGCGACAAGAGCGUGGAGGUCGCGAAGAAGAUGCGCCUGCAAUACCAGAAGGAGAUGCUGAAGGAGCAAGAAGAGCAGAGACAGGAGCAACUGGAGAAGAAGCGCUCGGAGAGGAAGCGUCUGGACGAGGAGAAAUACCAAAAUAUGACUCCCGAGCAGCAGAGAAAGUACGAGGAGAAGGAGUACAAGAAGUCGCUCAAGCAGAAGAAGGGACGCUUCAAGGUACGGUCUCUGCCAACUCUCGCGGUCCUUAAGAUCUAA